GCAACGCACAGAGAGCGUCUGUAACGGAAUGGAGAGGAAGAUGGAGGGAAGCACCACCAGAGACGUCGAGACCGGCAAUGAAACUGGAGGAGAGGAUGCCUUGGUGGGCAAUGUGAACAAGCUGAUGGUGAGCCCACCAGGAUACUCUGGAGUGCUGCGAAAAGGACAUCUGGUUUUUGAUGCUUGCUUUGAGAGUGGGAACCUUGGGCGUGUUGACUACAUCAGUGAGUUUGAGUUUGACCUCUUCAUCAGGCCUGAUACCUGCAACCCCCGCUUCAGAGUCUGGUUCAACUUCACGGUGGAGAACGUCCGCGAGACACAGAGAGUCAUUUUCAACGUGGUGAACUUCUCCAAGACAAAGAGUCUGUACAGAGAUGGCAUGUCUCCUGUUGUGAAGUCCACCAGCAGGCCAAAGUGGCAGAGGCUUCCUGCCAAAAACGUGUACUACUACCGCUGCCCUGACCACCGGCGCAACUACGUUAUGUCCUUUGCCUUCUGCUUCGACCGGGAGGACGACGUAUACCAGUUUGCUUACUGUUACCCCUACACCUACUCCAGACUGCAGCACUACCUGGCCAGCCUGGACCGCAGGAACCUGCCCUACCUACAGAGGGAGCAGCUUGGACUCAGUGUGCAACAACGAAAUCUAGACCUGUUAACCAUCACCAACUCAGACCACCCGAGUCCAGAGAAGGAGAAGAAACUGGUCUUUCUCACAGCUCGUGUUCACCCUGGAGAGUCUCCUGCCUCCUUUAUCUGUCAAGGUGUGAUUGACUUCCUGGUGAGCCAACAUCCUGUGGCUCAGAUUCUGAGAGAUCAUGUGAUCUUCAAGAUUGUGCCCAUGCUGAAUCCUGAUGGGGUCUACCUGGGCAACUACAGGUGUUCUCUGAUGGGUUUUGACCUGAAUCGUCACUGGCAGGAUCCCUCUCCAUGGGCCCACCCCACGCUGCAUGCUGUCAAACAGCUGAUAGUGCAGAUGAACCAAGACCCUAGGGUGAGUUUGGAGUUCUACAUAGAUGUCCAUGCCCAUUCCACCAUGCUGAAUGGCUUCAUGUACGGAAAUGUGUUCGAGGAUGAGGAGCGUGUCCAGAGACAGGCCGUCUUCCCCAGACUGUUGUGCCAAAAUGCACCAGACUUCUCUUUUUCCAACACGUCCUUUAACCGAGAUGUGGUGAAGGCCGGUACUGGCAGACGUUUCCUUGGUGGUCUUCUUGACGACACGUCCUACUGCUACACUCUGGAGGUGUCCUUCUACAGCUACAUGACAGCUGGCAGCAACGUGCCUGUACCCUACACUGAGGAGACCUACAUGAAACUGGGCAGGAAUGUGGCUCGUACGUUCCUGGAUUAUUACAAACUCCAGAACCUUAUCAAGGACAACAGACCAACUCACAUACAGAGUUCCGAGGUGAUGUCCCAGACAGGCAAUGCAAAGGGCAAUGGCGUUGGCAGAGACACAGCAGACAGAGAGAGGGAGAAGAGAGGGGGUGUCAGGCACUAGACAGACGGACACAGUCUGAGCAAGUAUAAAAUGCAGAGCACCAUGGCAGUAGGAUCCUUCACACUCCAUUGCCUUUAGAAGCGCCACAUCUCCCGGGCUAUAAAGGCUUAUAUCCACAUAUUUCUAACAGUGUGGUGACUGGUACUCGGAGGACUAAAAUCAGAACAAAUGUCCUCCUGAGUUAUUUAGUGACAAUAAAAUGUCAAACUACCACGAGGAGACACACUGGUUACCCUUCUAUAUCAGAGAAUGAAGAGGCAAACUGCUUAAUGAAUCCUAUCAAAUAAACUGUAAUGCAGGUGUGGGGGGUUGUAUUGUGCAUGUCCUUUCUCUCUAUGAAACAACCAGGAUGAACUGGAAAACAUAACAAACCAAUCUGGUUGCUGCUCUGAUGCAAGUGCACCAUUGACUUUUAUGACAGUUUGACCUGACAGUGUGUGCAGAUGAAGAUGGACUUUGAAAAAGUACGGCAAGAGAAAUGGAGUAAUGGAAUGGAAUACUCCCAAUGCUGCACUUGACGCACUUGGGGUUGGGUACCUUGCUCAGGGGCACCCCAGCCUUUGACCUGUCUGGAUUUUAACUGGCAACUCUUCGGUUAGAAGCCAAUUUCCCUUUCACUUAGCCCAAAUAUGAAUACUGUUUCUAUACAUGUGUUUUUUCAUGUUUUUUCAACAGUGCAGCUGUUGCUCUCUGUUCCCAGAUGAUAGUAGGUGUUGUUGUCCAAGACAGCCCUUUGAGGGCUAUUUAAUCCCAGGCCUUCAUUCACUUGUAAAUAAAUGCCUGCUUCUCCUCUGUUGUCAGCUUGUUUUAA
Solea senegalensis (Senegalese sole) is the source of this 2312-nucleotide messenger RNA. RefSeq names its product AGBL carboxypeptidase 4 (gene agbl4). Bases 29 to 1501 code for a protein of 490 amino acids. The transcript has 13 exons. NCBI's taxonomy places the organism in Eukaryota, Metazoa, Chordata, Actinopteri, Pleuronectiformes, Soleidae. Gene Ontology annotation, biological process: proteolysis. Gene Ontology annotation, molecular function: zinc ion binding; metallocarboxypeptidase activity. The record is from RefSeq and is a predicted model, not a curated record.